This is a messenger RNA of Nicotiana tabacum (common tobacco), 969 nucleotides long. RefSeq names its product auxin-responsive protein SAUR50-like. NCBI's taxonomy places the organism in Eukaryota, Viridiplantae, Streptophyta, Magnoliopsida, Solanales, Solanaceae. Gene Ontology annotation, biological process: response to auxin. The record is from RefSeq and is a predicted model, not a curated record.
CUCCAGCCCUAGCAUCAAAAUAUCAGAAGAAAAAAUACAAUAUUUUAUUGUUUUAUCAUAAUGGCAAAUGCUAGAACCAAUGGGAAGAAAAAGAACAAGAUAGUGAAUCUGAAAAUAGUGGUGGAGAAGUUACAAAGGAGUCUUUCAUUGGUGAAGAAACUUGCAGCAGAGUUUGAUGCUCGAAGCAUCCCGCGUUCAUGCAACGUUCCAGAAGACGUUAAAGAAGGGCAUUUUGCAGUGAUUGCAGCUGAUGAAGAUGAGUUGAAGAAGAGAUUUGUGGUGCCAUUGAGUUGUUUAACACAUCCUUCAUUCUUGAGACUAUUGGAACAAGCUGCUGAAGAGUAUGGUUUUGAUCAUGAAGGUGCACUUACAUUACCAUGCAGGCCAAGUGAACUUGAGACAAUUUUGAGGGUUGAAGGGAGGAAUAAACAAUCAAGAUUAGAUAAUAAUAGUGGUGUUAAUUGGAGUUCAAGUAUGGUGAAAAGUUGUUGAAAAUAAUGAAGCAUUAAUAAAGAAGCUAAGAUAUUUUACUCCGACUAACUCAUCUUGUUGAGCCUCUAUGUUUGGAUUGGUUUUAUUAAAUUCAAGUAUUGUAACUAUGACGGUCGUGCUCGUUUUGGACUUGGUCGUAUCCUUUGGGUCGGUCAUGCUCAUGCGACUAUGACGUCAAUGAGGAAUGGAAGAGGAGCCUUGGCGUAACUGGUAAAGUUGUUGCGAUGUGACCAGGAGGUCACGGGUUCAGCCGUGGAAACAUCCUUUUACAGAAAUGCAUGGUAAGGCUGCGUACAAUAGAUUAUUGUGGUUCGGUCCUUUCCCGGACCCCGCGCAUAGCGAGAGCUUAGUGCACCGGACUGCCUUUUUUUCCCUUCAAAUAUUGUAGCUCUCUUGCUCUUGAUUGUUAGAUGAUGAGGAGUUGGCUAGAGAGAUAAUAGAUUAUAGCCUUAAGAUGGUAGCUUCUAUUUCAUGAUU